Messenger RNA from Clonostachys byssicola, 1557 nucleotides. The record is from the annotation of a GenBank genome assembly. Lineage: Eukaryota; Fungi; Ascomycota; Sordariomycetes; Hypocreales; Bionectriaceae.
AUGACUGCUGACAAGCAAAAGAGAGGCCAUCUCGGCAACUCUUUCCGCUCUCUCAACAUUUCCAUGAGCAUCUCCCUUGCCGGGCUGCUCUACGGUCUCGAUACCGGCAUCAUUGCCUCUUCCAUUGCUCAAAAUACCUUCACCGAGUUCUUCUUUGGGGGGGCAAAAAACAGUGCCGUCAUCAACGGAGGCAUCAUAUGUGGCUACUAUGCAGGAUCUUGCGUAGGGAGCGGGAUUUCUGGAUGGUGCAUGGAUCGCUUGUCACGUCGUUGGUCCAUCCUCCUCGGCUCCUUUGUUUCCAUCGUUGGCGCCAUCAUCCAAGCCCUUGCUCAAAACGUGGCCAUGAUGAUUAUCGGACGUGCCUUCUCUGGAUUCUCUACCGGCAUGGUGUACUCUGUCGCCCCCGUCUACCUUUCCGAGCUUGCGCCUCCUGAGAACCGAGGCUUCCUAGUGGGUUUGAAGGGAUGGAUGAACACCAUCGGCUACCUGCUUGCCGGAUGGAUUGGCUAUGCCGGUACAUUUGCCGUUGGGAACCUGCAGUGGCGCAUUCCUCUGGCCAUGCAAGCACCGCCGGCAGUUCUCCUUGCAGUCCUUUGCUUCAUGCUGCCAUAUUCUCCUCGAUGGUUGAUUAUGCGUGAGCGCUACGAAGACGCCAGAAAAGUCAUGUACUAUAUUCAUGAGCACCGCGGCCCAGAAUUCAUCGAGCACGAGUAUUCUGAAAUGUACUCGCAGAUUCGACUCGAAUCUACCAGCAAACACAAAGCGCCAAUCAUGACCCUAUUCACGAGGCAAUAUAUCCGACGGACGCUUCUCGGAUGCCUAAUUGUCAACAUGGCAAAGCUCUCCGGCAGCAACGUUAUACAGAACUACCAGUCGAUCAUGUACAAGAACCUCGGAUACGAAGGCCGGACCGUCCUGCUCAUCACCGCGCUCUACGGCUUCAUGGCAGUAAUCGGCCAGACGAUCAGCAUCUUCACCGUGUCCGAUCACUGGCCUCGCCGGCGAACAGUCCUCUGCGGACUGUCACUGGUCCUCUUCUCCCUUGUCGUCCUGACGCCUCUCUCAAAAGAGUUUGCCGACGGCACCAACCCCAACGGCAGCCGCGCAGGAGUGGCCUUCAUCUUCUUAUAUGCCUUCUUCUGGGCCUUCUUCUUCAACUCGGCCAUCUGGGUCAUCGUGUCCGAGAUCUUCCCUUUGGAGCUCCGAGCCACCGGCGUUGGAUUCUCCAUGUUUACCCAGUCCGUCACGGCCAUUUGGCUAAGCUUUGCAGCCAGCAUUGCCUUUGAUAAGAUUCAAUGGCGAUUCUAUUUCGUGUUCAUCGCGACCAAUUUGUCCGCAUUUGUCGCAUUUUAUAUCUGGCUCCCCGAGACCAACCAACUGACGCUUGAGGAAAUCGCAGCCAAGUUUGGUGACGUCGUGUCCGAGCCGGUGGGGAAGGCCCUAGAUGAAGUUGAGGGAAGUGAGAAUCAUCAAAUUAGCACCAUCGACGGGGUCGGCGGGGACACCAAGUCCGGGUCAACUGAGCACGUUGAGCGCAAAGAAGAGCAUAAAAUCUGA